AUGGUCUUCAAGUUCAUCGUCUACAAGGUCCUCUUCUCCAUGGGCAACAUCGGCCUCAUGUUCCUCUUCUUCAUGGGCAAUGUCGGCCUCAUGUUCUACAUGAAGACACCAUCAGGAUUAGCUACAGUAUGCAGAAGAAUUGAACAUGUGCAUAUGGUCAAGAUGUACCAUGGUUCAUGUUCAGAUCGAAGUGAUGUCCAGCCAGUGGUACUUCUUCAUGCAAGGGAGGCUCAUGUUCAUCUUCUCCAGCGAAUUGAUGGCCGGCCUGGAGUACUUCUUCAUGCAAGUGAGGCUCAAAACCAACCUGGGGUUCUUCAAGCAAGGCAGCCUCAUGUUCGUCCUCUACGGUGAAGAAGAAACAUCAGC
Triticum dicoccoides is the source of this 366-nucleotide messenger RNA. RefSeq lists its product as uncharacterized. The coding region runs from base 1 to 351 and encodes 116 amino acids. The transcript is spliced from 2 exons. Lineage: Eukaryota; Viridiplantae; Streptophyta; Magnoliopsida; Poales; Poaceae. The record is from RefSeq and is a predicted model, not a curated record.